UCGUCAUAUUCUCAUGUUCUUCAGCUUUAAGACCGGUGUUAUUCUGUCCAGGCGGCUUUUGGUCACAUUCAGAUUUCAGCGUUCUCGAGCUGUCGUGUGUUUUACAGGAGCCUGGGACAGAGGCGGAGAUCAAGGAGUUUGCUGAAGGCUACAACGCAGAGUUUCAGCUCUUCAGUAAGAUCGAGGUGAACGGCGACGGAGCUCAUCCGCUCUGGAAAUGGAUGAAAGAGCAGCCCAAAGGCAGAGGCACUCUGGGAAACAACAUCAAGUGGAAUUUCACUAAGUUCCUCAUUGACAGAGAAGGUCAGGUCGUGAAGAGGUACGGACCGAUGGACGAUCCAAGCGUUGUUGAAAAGGAUCUUCCCAAGUACCUGUAGCCUUUUGGAUCGAAUCCGAUCUCCGUCCCAUGUGUUUGUAGACACCCGUCUCCUCUCUGGUCGAUGGCUGGAUGUUGGCAGGGUGAAGCCCAGAUCUGUGACGGCCGUUCCUCAAGCCUGUGCUCAGGUGGGGACGGCCUGAUGUCCUCCGGCGUGCAAAUUCUCUGGGAAACCCCCCGAUGUCCAGCCGCAGAGCAGAGAGGAGCUGAGCUCGUCACGCAUGCACUGAAAUCACUGAUGUACCUGAAGAAGGUUUUCUGAUGAGCAGCUGUGAUGAUUAAAGAGUAGCGUCAGAA
Messenger RNA from Sinocyclocheilus rhinocerous, 673 nucleotides. RefSeq names its product phospholipid hydroperoxide glutathione peroxidase, mitochondrial-like. NCBI's taxonomy places the organism in Eukaryota, Metazoa, Chordata, Actinopteri, Cypriniformes, Cyprinidae. Gene Ontology annotation, cellular component: nucleus; mitochondrion. Gene Ontology annotation, molecular function: phospholipid-hydroperoxide glutathione peroxidase activity; glutathione peroxidase activity. The transcript is spliced from 4 exons. The annotation marks the transcript as partial. The record is from RefSeq and is a predicted model, not a curated record. Gene Ontology annotation, biological process: response to oxidative stress.